Suillus clintonianus is the source of this 528-nucleotide messenger RNA. RefSeq lists its product as uncharacterized. NCBI's taxonomy places the organism in Eukaryota, Fungi, Basidiomycota, Agaricomycetes, Boletales, Suillaceae. The transcript has 3 exons. Bases 1 to 528 code for a protein of 175 amino acids. The record is from RefSeq and is a predicted model, not a curated record.
AUGGGGCCUGAUCUGACAGGAGAGAGUAACACUAGUACUGCCUUUGAUGUCCUCAAAAACGCAACGGCUCAGAAGACGAACGCCGCAGCCUCAGAAGGGCAGAGGGAUGUUCAUAUGGCUAAGGAUGCCGGCGCAAGUUAUCUAGACCAGGCAAAGACAAUGGUGGAGAGUAUUGUCACUUCUGCUCAGGACUAUCUUCACGGCAGCACGGAUUCCCGAUCUUCAGCUGGACCAGCCACUUCAAGUAGGACAGGAGGUGACGUCAUAUCAUCUUUGCAGACGUCGGCAUCUUCUGCUGUUGGAACCGCUCAGCAGUAUCUUGCAUCUGCACAAGCUGCCGCACAGCCGCAGGUCGACAAAGCACGUGAGACAGCAGAAGGUUAUCUUGGGAUGCACUCUGGCACCUCGCCUUCUAAUGCAGUUACCCCACCCGGGUCAACCACGCGCCCCACCACUGGCGUGCCCUUGAGUGGCGCUGCGAACUCACUCUUGGAUGACCGUGAAGGCAACCUUUGUGUGAAAAUUUGA